AUGGCACAAGUGCAGCGCCCGUUGAUUAUUCAGUCACAUAUCAUUAGAGCAUGCUGUCCGCCGAUAGCGCGCAGGUCGUUCUUUUCCCGCGAAAGGGUACGAGGGCUGCACACGAGAACAGUCACCGAUCAUGACAUCUCGCAUCUCGCGAGUCUACCUCUCCACCCAUUGACCCUCUCUGACCUUGUAAAACACGGAAGACCUCCUCUCACCACGCAGCAACUGCUCACCUCCGCAAACUUCACCCUCUCCAUUCUACCUGCACGACUGGCGCAUCGUAUUCAGUCGCUUCGGAAUUUGCCUUUCAUCGUCGUCUCGAACCCUCAUGUCUCAAAAAUUCAUGCCAACUACAUACACAGCCUGUCCACACUGCUGCCAUGGGCAGAACACGAGAUUACGUCGCUGGAGGAUGAGAUCAAGUUCACAGAGGUCAUGGCUGAUCUGGUUCAAACACAUGCAAACACGAUCAGCAUACUAGCGAGGGGGUUCUUGGAGGCGAGAAAGUAUAUCAGCCCAAGGGACGUCACACGCUUCCUGGACGAGCAUCUGCGGGCAAGGAUCGGCACAAGACUCAUUGCUGAGCAGCAUCUCUCACUGCACUUCUCCAGUCAGCCACAUGCCGAGAUUAUGCAUGAGUCGGACGAAGCACCCGGCUUCAUCGGCGUGAUCGACACCAAGCUCAAGCCCGCUCGCAUUGUAGAUCACUGCGCCAACGUAGUCGGCGAGAUCUGCGAGCUGAAAUACGGCGUACGACCCAGUAUAGUCAUCAACGGAGAACCAGACUAUACCUUUGCGCACGUGCCCGCCCAUCUCGAAUACAUCAUGACCGAGCUGCUCAAAAACGCGUUCCGUGCAACGGUCGAAAGCGGCCAAGAACGCGAGCCUAUCGAGGUUACCAUCGCGCCUAAAGAUCUGCACGAAGAAGCCAGCGACCACGAGGACUACAGCCGCAUAAACUCGAGCCUGAGCAACACGAACCAAGGCAACACGGACAUUGCGUCGCAGAGCUUCACCGGUGCCCUCACGUCCUCAUCACCCAAAUCCGACGCCCAGAUCCUGCCGCUCAAACACAGCACGCCCGGCGUUACCAUCCGCAUCCGCGAUCGUGGCGGCGGCAUCUCGCCGGAGAACCUCGCGCACAUCUGGGACUACAGUUUCACCACCUUCAACGAGGACAAGGCGUCCACUACACUCACAGGAGGCGGGUCAGGCAGCGGCAUGGACGCACUGAAUGCCAUGACAGGCCCUGGAGGUGAUGGCGCACAUAGCCUGGCAGGUCUGGGCUAUGGACUGCCGCUGGGAAGGGCGUAUGCUGAGUACUUUGGGGGUGGGAUUGAAGUGAAGAGCUUGUGGGGGUGGGGCACAGAUGUGUAUCUCAAAUUGAGGGGUGUGGGUAGGGUAGAUCAGGAACGAGAGUAA
Molecule: messenger RNA, 1419 nt
Organism: Ascochyta rabiei
Lineage: Eukaryota; Fungi; Ascomycota; Dothideomycetes; Pleosporales; Didymellaceae
Exons: 2
Coding region: 1-1419 (472 amino acids)
Biological process (GO): protein phosphorylation; regulation of glucose metabolic process
Cellular component (GO): mitochondrion
Molecular function (GO): pyruvate dehydrogenase (acetyl-transferring) kinase activity
Source: RefSeq, a predicted model, not a curated record